Ceratosolen solmsi marchali is the source of this 1111-nucleotide messenger RNA. It is a transcript of the gene Scsalpha1, whose product is annotated as Succinyl-coenzyme A synthetase alpha subunit 1. NCBI's taxonomy places the organism in Eukaryota, Metazoa, Arthropoda, Insecta, Hymenoptera, Agaonidae. Gene Ontology annotation, cellular component: succinate-CoA ligase complex (ADP-forming); mitochondrion. The record is from RefSeq and is a predicted model, not a curated record. The transcript has 8 exons. Gene Ontology annotation, biological process: tricarboxylic acid cycle. Bases 96 to 1091 code for a protein of 331 amino acids. Gene Ontology annotation, molecular function: succinate-CoA ligase (GDP-forming) activity; succinate-CoA ligase (ADP-forming) activity.
CACUGCGAUUGCAUAAAACAAAUAGAUCUAACCAAAUAUCGCAACUCGACUAUUUAAGUUUUUUUCCACUGAGCGAGUACGAGCAGUAUUAAAAAAUGGCUGUCGCUGCUAAGGUAUUAUCGAAAUUUUCAAUUGGAGCUCGUGGUGGAUUGUUGCGUUCUCAAAUUAGAUUUAAUUAUACAGAAACUAGAAAAAAUCUAAAAAUUGAUUCUGAAACCAAAGUUAUUUGUCAAGGUUUUACAGGUAAACAAGGAACUUUUCAUUGUCAACAGGCCCUUGACUAUGGUACAAAAGUUGUUGGUGGAAUAAAUCCAAAAAAAGCAGGAAUUGAACAUCUUGGUAAGCCUGUGUAUAAAAAUGUUCAAGAGGCAAAAGCUGCAACUGGUGCUACUGCAUCUGUAAUUUAUGUACCACCUCCAGCAGCUGCUGCAGCAAUAAUGGAAGCUCUAGAUGCUGAAAUGCCCUUGAUUGUGUGUAUUACAGAAGGAAUUCCACAACAUGACAUGGUUAAAGUAAAGAGACGAUUAUUGGAACAAAAUAAAUCUCGUCUCAUUGGUCCUAAUUGUCCGGGAAUCAUUGCACCUGAACAAUGCAAAAUUGGAAUUAUGCCAGGGCAUAUACAUCUAAAAGGUAAAAUUGGUAUUGUUUCACGAUCUGGAACGUUAACAUAUGAGGCUGUUAAUCAAACUACUCUUACUGGAUUAGGUCAAACGUUAUGUGUCGGUAUUGGAGGUGAUCCAUUUAAUGGUACAGAUUUUAUCGACUGUUUAGAAAUAUUUUUGCAAGAUCCAGCCUGUCAAGGCAUUAUUAUGAUUGGUGAAAUAGGUGGUAGUGCUGAAGAACUGGCAGCAGAAUAUCUUACUGAGCAUAACUCUGGAGUGAAAGCUAAACCUGUUGUAUCAUUUAUUGCUGGUAUGACAGCUCCACCAGGUAGAAGAAUGGGUCAUGCUGGUGCCAUCAUAUCUGGAGGAAAGGGUGGAGCUCAAGACAAGAUUAAUGCACUUGAAAGGGCUGGCGUUAUUGUAACAAGGAGUCCUGCUCAAAUGGGGAAUGUAUUAUUAAAAGAAAUGACUCGUCGUGGUCUUGCUUGAAUUACAAAUGAUUUAUUUGU